CCUCCGCCGACAUGUUACAGUUACCCGGCGACGCUCGGCCGGCAGCCCGCUGGCUUGAGGUCCAUUCGACACGUAAACAAACAGACAAUACGGAACAAGCUCCAUCUGACAUCGAGACAGACGACCCCAUGGUACUCCCCGCGCCGUCGUACUACGGAAUCCGCAGGUUGGUAGCGCUUGACUGAGUCCCGCAGCGGCAUGGCGGACCAGCGCGACGGCCCCGACGGCGCGCCCUCAGGGGUUGUGGAACUCCGCGAAGACGUGCCCCUGAAGCCGGGCGCGGGGGCCGGCGGGGGUUCGUGCUGCGCGGGGGGACCGCGGCUCAUCAUCGCAAGUUUCACCGUUUUAUCCGUUGCGAUCACACUGGCGCUACUAGCCCAAAUAUAUUCAGGAGAUUACGAGGUGGUGCCUCACGGCGUGGUAUCGUCGUCGGCGGCGGAGUGCUCGCGCGCGGGCACGGACGCGCUGAAGCGCGGCGGACGCGCGCUGGACGCCGCCGCCGCCGCUGCGCUCUGCCUCGCCGUCGUCGCGCCGCACCGCACCUCACUGGACGCGGGCGGUUCGAUGCUGUACUGGGAGUACCGCAAGGCGCGUUGGACGCUGCCGUCGCUGGCGGAGUGGGGCGGGGCAGAGGCGGCAGGGGAGCGCCCCCCGCGGCUGCUGGUUGCGCUCGCUACGCUGCACGCGCAGGCCGGCGUGCUGCCUUGGCAUGACAUCGUGCAACCUGCCCUGCAGCUGGCCAGAUAUCGUGUCAAGCAAAGGUUUAAGCCUCCUCCCUGUGUUCUUAGAAAAGGGUUUAUGGUGUCGGCGAGUUUGGCAGCGGCGGAACGCGCGGCGGGUCUGCCGGACGCGGCGGCCGGCGGCCGGUACAACGCGCCCGCGCUGGCCGACUAUCUGCAGUCCAUACAGAACUUCACCAGCAAGGAGCUAAGUGAGUCGUGGCACACCUGGAACGCGAACAUGUCUCUGAAGGCGGGCGGCGCGCGCUGGGCGGCGGCGGGCAGGCGGCGCGUGUGGGCGGGAGGCGCGCGCGCGGCUGUCGUGCUGGGCGCGCUCGCCGCCGCGCUGCAGCCGCCGCCGGCCGCUGUCGAUGACGCGGUGCACAGGGCCGUGAGUGCUCUCCGAUCUUCGUGGGGAGCGGGGCAGGCUGGCGGAGUCGCGAGCGGGCUCGCUGUCGUCGAUAGCUUCGACACCUACAUCGCCCUCGUCACCGGAACCUCGGUAGCGUUUGGCUCGGGCGCUCUGACGGCAGCAGGCUGGCGGCUGGAUCAUCCAACGCAGCCGCUGGACCUCGCGCCCGCCAUCAUCGCCGACCAGCGCCUCUGCGGUACUCGAUACGUGAUCGGCGGAGAAUCGUCAGCAGCAGUAGUCCAAGCGGCGGCGGCGCUGGCAGCGACGGAGGGGGUGGCGCGCGGCGUGCAGCAGGGCGUGGAGCGCGCGCGGCUGGCGCUGGCUGCCGACGGCGCGCUGCUGCUCGAGCCCGGGCACCCGCCGCCCGCGCCGCCGCCCGCUCUGCUCUUCAACGCCACUCCACCAUUCCCUUCAGUUAAUGUAGUCCAACAACGCGGCGACGCGCUCCUCUCCUGGGCGGACAGCCGGGGCGGCGGAGUUUCCUCUAGAUUUUAAGACAAACAUAACUCAACUCAGCAUAAUUCUGUUAUUUUAUUAAUGGCACUAAAGAACAUUGUAAAAAUGUAGGUACUAAUUAAGUGAAAUUAAUUAUUAUCUAUUUUUGAUUCGGUGUAACUAAAUUGUACGUAAACUACGAGGUAGGUAAAGGAAGCGGUGGUAGGACAAGCAAAACGUGCCCCAUAGACUAGCUCGUGAAAGCAAACAGACUGGAGACACAGCCGGCAUUUAUGUUUAUUGCAUCCAGCUACGGUCGGACAUUAACGCAUUAGUUAGUACGUGAAUACUUCCUAGACAUCUGCCGACUCCUAAAUGACAUUUCUCCGACUAACAUUUUAUAAUAAAUUAAUAGGUUAAAAAACACUAGAAAAACACGCUUUUGGAAGUGCACGUAACUUCAUUAUAACAUCUUUCUAACAAGUCCAAACACAGCCACUAUACGAUGUUCCAUCAUGAAGUUCCAUAUUAUCUUUCUGCACCAUCAAUAAAUCAGUUCGAUAUUGUAUUGUCAUCAAAACGCCCAUAGGUACAGCGGCCAAUAGUCAUGUCACUGCGAUCCUUGGAAGUUGUUUAAAUUAGUUACCUUACAUUCAAUUUCAUAGCGCGAUCAUUAGUGCGAGUUGGACUCGCCCAUGAAGGGUUCCAUAGCAGCAAGUAACACACCUAACAUAAAAGUUCUUGUUGAUCGAUUUUUGUAUCCUUUUUUUAAUUUUGCGUUGAUUAAAUGAAAGGUAAAUUGCGGUUUACGAUUUAUGACGUAUAAAAAAAACUACUUACUAGAUUUCAUUCAAACCAAUUUUCGGUGGAAGUUCACAUAGUAACGUACAUCAUAUAUUUUUUUAGUUUUAUCAUUAUUUUACUUUAGAAGUUACAGGGGGAGGGGGAUUUUACCACUUUGGCAGUGUCUCUCGCGCAAUCUAUUCAGUUUAGAAAAAAAUAUAUAAGAAACCUCAGUAUAAUUUUUGUAGAUGCCACAUGUAUGGAUUUGAUAAAUUUUUAUUUAUUAUUUUCAGUUCUAAGUAUUUAUUGUUUUUUUUGUGUAAAACGUGAUAUUAAUGCGGUUCAUAGACGGACAGACAGGCAGAUAACGUUGGCUACGGAACCCUAAAUAUUGGCGCAUACCUAUUAGGUACUAUGACCAAACAAAUACUAUCUAAUAUAAUAAGAUUUCUAAAAUAACUUCUAAAAGUUCGCGGAAGUUUAAAUUAUGGUUUAUUUUUAUUUUAUUAUUAGUUUUUUGGUGGAUAAACUUAUAGUAUUAUAGAGUGUAAAUAUCACUAUAGUAUCACUGAAGAAAUACAUUUAAGAAUUCAAACUGU
Plodia interpunctella (Indianmeal moth) is the source of this 2948-nucleotide messenger RNA. RefSeq names its product glutathione hydrolase 6-like. Gene Ontology annotation, cellular component: plasma membrane. Gene Ontology annotation, biological process: glutathione catabolic process. The record is from RefSeq and is a predicted model, not a curated record. Gene Ontology annotation, molecular function: glutathione gamma-glutamate hydrolase. NCBI's taxonomy places the organism in Eukaryota, Metazoa, Arthropoda, Insecta, Lepidoptera, Pyralidae. The transcript is spliced from 10 exons. The coding region runs from base 199 to 1626 and encodes 475 amino acids.